CUUUUGGAUUCGGCUGCGGGCCUCUGGACGGUCAUCGAACCAGGAAAUGGCCUCGACUGAAGUCGAAGAGAUCCUCAAUCGCCUUCGUUCACCCCUCCCUGACUUGAAGACUGUUCUAGCGCUGCUCUGUGCGCCUCUGGACUCGAUCGGUCUGCUACCCCCCGCUUUCAGGCGGUAUAAUGUCGAUCCACUUCCCGCCGGAGCCAUAUCAAUCGCCAGACACAUUCCCGCCUUUCAACGAGAGAUACUAAAACAUAUUGGUCCCACGUGGCAGUCCUCUCUGGUUGAAGAAAAUGCGGGACCCAUAAUAGAUCAAUUCUUCUGCCCGGACAGCUUUUCGUUUGCGUCGUCAGCAACGGGGGACGUGACUGUACUCGCUUACUCGACGAUAUUGUCUCUCCCGCUUGCAGAGUACUCGAUAGGACUCUUGUCAAGGUUGUCCGAGCGAUAUCCCGUUGACAGACUGCACUCGGCUGUAUUCUCGCAUUCCCGAGCUGAGGACAAAGUGAAGAGAGCAGCGAGAUGGGAAGAUUGUGUGCGGAGCAUUGUUUCCGUUCCAGUACGGGUAGCAAAUGCCCUCGAGGGCAAGGAUAUCCCUCCCCAGCUAGAACAUGGGGUCUAUUUCAACCAGCUCUGUGAGCGCUGUGAGAUUGCGAUUGCGGCGAUGUCGUCGGACACCCGAGAGGAUGAAUCGGGGGGACUGACCUUCCUCCUCGCCAAGCUCAUCAAUCUCGGCUGCUUCCCUUCGUCGCCACCCUCUUCAAGAUCGCAGCCUUCUUUCUUCCAGGCAACCCUACCUCUUAUCCGAGAGCGACUUGCAGUGGAGAAUCUGCGGUAUUCUGGCGCCUGGAGAAAGAUCUUCCGCGGAUUCGCCUCCACUUUGGCCCUGCAAUCUGUUUUCGUAUCGCUUCUUUCUGCCUUGCCAGCAGACGGCAGGCUCGACGGAUCCCCGCAAGUCAGGUCCUCGAUUAAACGAGAGGGGCUGUUUUUGAAUUCGUUCUUGGGAUCCCUCGAUGUGGAAGAGGACUGGCAACUUUGGGAAGCCUUGUCUGCUGUUGUCUUGACUCGGGAAUGGAACGAGGCCCAUGCUCGCAUAUUUGUUUGCUGGAUCUCGGGCCCUCGUUGCAAUGCAGGCGCCUUGGAAACUUUGCUGGAUCGCAUACUUGACCUGGGGUCUAAUCCGGAACACAUCAAGCAUUCGCUGUUGAACAGACACAGAUAUGUCACUGCCAUUUUCCUCCUCACAUUGUCAUAUCUUCCUCCCUCAUCAUCGAAGCUGCAGUCGCUGGCGCUAUCUCCAGCGCUUAUCUCGAGCAUCGGACAAUAUAUCAGCCAUCUGGACGACUCAGUUCGGAGAUGCGGCAUGCUUGCUGCCGAAUUUGUUGCCCAACGCUCAGGCAAAACCCUUGACUUCAAAGAUUGGGACGGAGACAGUGACGGAAAGGUGUGGGCACGGAGUUUACGAGCACUACUUGCCAUCAAGGACGUGGACGCGGAAGUGCUUGAAGAACCGCCAAGCCUGCCGAUCCCCGAAGCUGUCGCGGAUGACCUGCCGCCCCUAGGCCAUCAUCGCGAGAACCCAAUCGAGGUCGGAUACGACUCGGACGACGACUCUCUGAGCGGGUACAUCUCCGAAUCUUCGUCGAGAUCGGUCUCGCCCACGCGAUCAGAACUGGCUGAGAUUGAGCAAGAUCCUACGCUCAGCGUAGGGCGCAAGAAAGUCCCUCGUCCCGUCUAUCUUGCUCAACUGGGGGCUCUGAUUCGGCCACCGGGGUCGGUGCAGGUGGACGAGAGCAAGCAGGCGGAUGAAUUGGAGGUGGGGCUUAGCUGCGCUGAGGAGCUGAUACGUAAGAAGACAGGAUAUGAGGAAAAUGCGGUCAAUCUGGUCUAUGGGUUGGUCGGACUGCAAGACAACUACGAAUUGGAAGGCUUCUCCGAAAAGAGGCAGGGUGCUUUGAACGCUUUGGUGGCUUGUAUUCCUCGAGUCGCAGCGACAUGUAUCAUCGAGGAAUUCUUCAAAAACCAGUACUCAAUUGAUCAGCGAUAUGUGAUGCUCAACGCUCUUGCCCUGGGAGCCAGAGAACUGGCCUCGCUCAGCAUCCCCUCUUCUGCCGUGCCUCGACAUCGUAUUGCUUUUCCAAGCAAAACAUUGCCGUCUCUUCUGCACCAGAAGUAUGUCGAGAAUGGCAACCAGCUGCUGCCUCGACUGGUCGAGGAUAUCAGCCAAGAGGCAUUAGACCGCGACGCUCGGGACAACGUAGAUAAGGUCCCUCAGCUCGUCCGAGAACGCAGACUUCGAGUCCAAAAGCAGCCCUUAGUCAAGGAGGUAGAGCCUGAUCGACCACUCCAAAAGACGUCCUUCACUCAAGUUGCUGCCGAAUGCUUCAUCGCCCCGCUGAUCAACCGAUUCUGGCAGAGAUACCAGAGCACCGGCACGGGACUCAUAUUGAAUCCUAUGGUUCUCUCUCACCUGUUGAUCACACUGGCUGUUUUGGUGCAUGCUUCGAAGAAUGCUCCCGAGUGGCUGGCCGUGAUAGCCCCUGAAGCAUUGGAGCUCGCGGUGACUCUUGGAACUCGGCCGAUGAGCCUAGGCGAUGACGACAACGAUGGAAACAGCGGUGGCAAGGAGGCAGCCGUUGUAAGCUCUGCUCUGGAGCUCUCUCUCAUCGUUCUCGAUGGAUGUCUGGAGGUCGAUGACGGCCGUUCAUUGGGCUUGGAUAACACAACUUUGCUUCUAGCAACCGGGGAAUGGGCCUCUUCUGUUUUCAGCUCUAUCGAGCGGGGUGCUAAACUACCUGGCGAAGGAGGGAUUCAGGAGAUCAAGCUCAAAAGAGCUGCCGCUGGUGUUCUACUAAAAUGCCGGAAACCGUCAUCCAAUCCCGACAAGCAUGUUUGCGAGACUACCCCGUCGGCUGCCCCGGGUGCCCGCGCCUCCCACGCGCUACCUGUCCUCCACGGCUUCGAAAAGAUCAGAGUCCCUUUUCAUCGUCCGUCUUCCCCACUUGCUCCUUCGUCUCGUGACCUUACCCAUUCUCAGCACCGUGAUACUCCAUACAACAACCCCCAGAUCGAAUUCAAAUUCAACGAAGAGAAUCUCAAGAAGGCCAAGGUCAUAAUAUCGCGCUACCCACCUCAAUACAAGAAAGCCGCCGUCAUUCCUCUGCUGGACUUGGGACAGAGGCAGAACAAGGGAUGGACCAGUAUCAGUGUGAUGAACUAUGUUGCAAAGACGCUGGAAAUGCCGCCUAUGCGAGUCUACGAGGUCGCCACGUUCUACACCAUGUUCAAUCGUGAGCCGAUAGGCACCCACUUCGUCCAAGUGUGCACCACCACUCCGUGCAUGCUCAUGGGUUCUACUGAGAUUCUCAACACGACUUGCGCCCAUCUUGGUGGCAUCAAGCCUGGCGAAACGACGAAAGACGGCAAAUUCACUGUCAUCGAGGUGGAAUGCCAGGGCGCCUGCAGCAAUGCCCCCAUGCUCGUCGUGGGCGACGACUUCUAUGAGGAUCUGACUCCGGAGACGACCAAAAAGAUCCUGGAUGCGUUUGCGAAGGGCGAGAAGCCAAAGCCUGGACCGCAAAGUGGCCGUCAGACCAGCGAGAACUCGGCCGGAUUGACCGCGCUUACUAGCAAACCCUACGGACCUGGUGAACACUGCCAGCCAGAGUUUCGAUAAUCAGCAUUAGAAUGAGUUCACAAUACAAUGUAUCGUGCAUGUCCCAGUUGAUUCCAUCGACUUCAGUCAUCGCCCUCUCCGUCGUC
Messenger RNA from Mycena citricolor, 3762 nucleotides. The record is from the annotation of a GenBank genome assembly. NCBI's taxonomy places the organism in Eukaryota, Fungi, Basidiomycota, Agaricomycetes, Agaricales, Mycenaceae.